Messenger RNA from Haliotis rubra (blacklip abalone), 2260 nucleotides. RefSeq lists its product as uncharacterized. The record is from RefSeq and is a predicted model, not a curated record. Lineage: Eukaryota; Metazoa; Mollusca; Gastropoda; Lepetellida; Haliotidae. The transcript has 8 exons. The coding region runs from base 225 to 1697 and encodes 490 amino acids.
UCGACAUCGCACUCCCGUCGUGUAGUAAGUUGAAUCUGGCCCAAACUGUUGACGUAUAUAUGUUAAUGACAGGGGAAAAUAACAGUUGGAUCCCAAUAGCAGCUAUUAAUCAACACCCCUGUAACAAUGGCCGUGCGAGUUUGAAUUGAACAGUGCAGUAUGUGGGUUUCCGGAAUAAUGCCUUGAUCAGACCAUACAUCUGCGCAUGACGAGGGGACUACAUCAUGCGCGCAUCUCUCAUCCUCAUCUUCGCUGAUCCAUGGCUGUGGACCACACUGUGCUGUGUCGGGGGCAUGGACGAGGAAUACGAAUCUGGACGGUCCUACGUCCUCAACCCCCUGAGACUGUCCUGGGGGGACGCGGCAAGUGCAUGCCGGGAGAUGGGGGGAGAUCUGGCGGUCAUUAGGAGCAUGUCCACCCUGCCUACCAUCCAGCUGGAAGGAGACUGGACAUUCUGGAUCGGCCUCACGAAGAACGAAGAAGGCAGGUGGCUAUGGAGUAAUUCUGACAAACCGAUGUGGACAAACUGGCAGACAACCUACAUCCAAAACUUACAGAUCCCCAAGUUUGGCUGUGCUUCAGCUGUCACUAUGAUGCCGUAUUGGUGGCAACCUAAAAACUGCAGCAGCCCGCUCCCAUCGCUGUGUGAGCUGCAGGAAGGUGAGUGCACUUUCGUACGCCACAACCACUCCAGCGUCAUUGCCAACAACGUGAAGAUUCCUUCUGGCGUGGAUCUUGAAGAGUGCAAGAGGCUCUGUGAGACCGAGACCGACUUCACCUGCCGCUCUUUUGAAUACAACAGCAAGAGACACUACUGCCAAAUGAGCGACGUGGACCGUCACACAAGCGGAAUCAGGUUCACGGAAAGCGAUGAGGAACUCGACUACUACCACCGUACAUGUGAUACAGGUCGUCUGAAGGCUGGAUACACCGUCUCUCCCAUCGGUAUCAUCACACAGGAGUACAAGACAACCCCAGAUCCAACCACACCAGAACCGACGUCGAGUUUGUUUUGCACACAACUGAAGUCAAUUGACCCAAACACAACCGAGCCGGUCCCUGAGGAAGUUAAAGAACUUCAGUCUAUGAAUGUAGUGUUUAAAGCUCGCCAGACGACGCUGAAGAGAAUCAGCGUCCCUGACGCCAGACCUUCAGCUACGUACGUGGGAUCAUCUGCCGUCAUCAUCUCAUUCUCAAUCAUUGGAGCGAUCGUCUUAUGUGACCUCUUUACCUUGCCACGCCAUUGCAGAAACGCACAUGGACGCCUGAAGCAGAAGAAGAAAGAACCCAUAGAGAUGAAGUUCGCUGAUCGGAGUCACCUGAACAUCACGGACCACAUGAAUGGAGUAAAACUACACAUGCAGCAUCUUUCUAAAAACAAUACAGCAACUGACAGUAAGGAAGAAAACGUUGAUCCAUUGACAAAUGCCGAGGUUCUAAGUGAACACUCCUUCAGUAAGAUUAUGAACACGGACGUCGGAGAAGACGGCAUCGUUCCCAAUGGAACCUUACAACGCAAAACCUCAUCCAGGACAUAUGAUUGGUCGGAUGAGGAGGACCCAACCGAACCACGUGAUAUCCUUGAAAUUGAAAUAGAAUGCGACACUAACGAUGCCAAAAGCGAGGAUGUUGAUCUCGAUGCAUCUUCAGGUAGUUCAAAGUACAUUUACCGGACGUACAUGAGCACGGACUUAUGAAGUGCUUGGCAGCUGUGCUCACGGUGCUUGUAUUCCGAUGUUCAAUUUGUGCCAUAUAUUUCAGUUGCUUUGUGUGUUUAUGGAUAUCGGUGUCAUUGGGAAAACAAUCCCGCAAGUUAGACAGAUAUACACUCUCACUACAUUCCUACUGGAAGGGUUACUGCCUUGAAGACAGCAACACCAGGUGGAUGGACGAUCAUAUGGCAACUGUGAAAAUAAUUAUUAUAGCAACAAGUAAGGGGCGGCCAUUGUAUCACCAAGAGUGGGUAUGUUAAGGAUGAGAGUCGAUAUAAAGGAAUUAAGCUGGAGGUAUUUAUUCAAGACAAAAUAUAAUAUUUUUGUUUCCUACAUUCCCAUGUUUUGUACCUGUCAUGCGUAAUGCUUUUGGAAUUGAUAAGAAAUAUAUAUCAGUUCUCUUUGCAAGCUGUUUACCCACCCACUUUGAAAACUAUCUCCCCAAAUAAUGUUCUCGAUAUGUAACAUCUACUCUUGUUUUACUAUAUUUGGGGUUGUAUGUUUAAUGGUUACACUAUGUUUUAUAAUAAAAUAAUAAAUUAUUCACA